Molecule: messenger RNA, 1618 nt
Organism: Pundamilia nyererei
Lineage: Eukaryota; Metazoa; Chordata; Actinopteri; Cichliformes; Cichlidae
Product: glutamate-rich protein 6
Exons: 10
Coding region: 68-1564 (498 amino acids)
Source: RefSeq, a predicted model, not a curated record
GCUUUUUUAAAAUCCGGGGUCUUACAAUAGAUUUUACUGUUUAUUAGAAAUUUAUGUCAGAACGCUUAUGAAUGUUAGCAUAACCAGUCAGACAGCAACACAGAUGAGGUCUGCUGUUAUGUUUACACAUUGCCAUACAGCUAUUUCAUCUCCAUGGUUACUAACAACACCGGCUAGUCUGAAGAAUCGCUCAAUACUUGACUACCACUGCGGCAAGAUGCGAUGCAGUUGCCCAAAACCUGUCAGUGACCCACCCACCUAUUGUAUCAGAGCUGCGGGAGUUCUGAGGUACAAUCGUGAGUCUGACAAUCACAGGAUGAAUUUAACAACUUUUCCCCAAAGGUCCCAGACAGAAUACCCAGCACAAUGUGAGUACUGUGGGGAAAAGGCUCAUCCUCUACUUGUUCUAACAUGGGUACAUAAUCCUGAGACCCACUUCUGUUGUGCUCAGCGGCAGCAGCUAUGUCAAAUCCUGGUGAAGCAGAGACUUUUGUUUGAGGAGCGAUCUAACCUAACCUUUGGUACUCUAACUUCAAAAGACCAGAUGGAAAUUCUGUAUCACAAAUCCAGAGAGAGUGAAGCUUACCACAAGUUUAUGAAAGGCUUUCUGAGAAAACCUAGAAUACAAUCAAGAGAAUCUACAAUCUACGGUGGUUACCCAGUUAAUCUGCUUGCAGGGAAGACCUCUUUCUCUGCACCAGGGGUCUUCAGGUUAAGACUCUCACAUGCUCCAGGAAAGGGGACAACGUAUUGCAGUAGCACAAGUGAAAAAUGCUUAAAAAUGGAAGAGGAGGAGGUGUUGCUCCCUUUUUAUGAUUGGAAACCAGUUCAGUUUGGCAUAUGUAAUCAUCAGGUGGGGUCUGGAGUUUUACAGAAAUUUUAUUCCAGUGGCAUCACAUUCCUUACCAUGUUCCCUGGUGGCUCUGCUCAGGUCUUUUAUCCCUCUGGCCUCUUGGCUGUACUUAUCGUCGUCACUGAACACAAUGGAAGAGUUUGUAUAGUGUAUGACGACGUCAGUGCCCCUAAUCAACAAAUCAGAGCUAUAUUCCAGUCUGAUGGCAGAGCGACAUGCUAUCACACCAAUGGAAACAUAUGGCUGUCCUUAAACAUAUCUGGUGGCCGAUGCUUAAACAAUGCAGGCAAUGUAACUUGUAAGUGGAGCUGGGGUACUCCCACGCCCCUGCAGCCCAUCUUUCUGUCCCUCAACAAAACUGUUGGAGUUCGAGUCCUGGGGAACAAACAAGUGUUUGUUUCCUUCUUGGCAGGCAGGCAACAGGCUAAGUUCAGUGUGGGUACCUGCUGCGCUCAGGGUGAAUACGUGCAUACUUCAGGUUCAUCGCUCUCUAAAGACGAGCUGCUGGCAUUGGCAGCCAAAAUCAGGAUCCACGCAGCAAUUCAGCAUCUUCACCAGUACCUGACGACGCCCUUACAUCCCCAAAAACUUAAGACUACACCAGCCCAUCACUUACAGGUUACUGCUCAAAGGCUCCUGAAAGUCAGUGAUGAUGUAAUGAUGAAUGACAGUGACAAAGCCUUCAUCCUCAAGUGCCUUCAGGAUUGUUGAUGUAUAUGUAAUAUUGGAACAUGAUGACAGUGACUGGGGGAGGGAAAAACCCCC